ACCGUGGGGAACUACGGGGAAGGCGCGGACUUCCCUAGGUCUUGCGCGCGCACUUUCAGCUCUGGGAGAAGCGGCUCAGAACCAGAGUUCGUGUUCACAUCUGGACCUCCCUAGCCAGAGGCGGAAUCCCACCGGGCCAAAUGAAUUCUAGGGGUGACUCCGCGCGCCUCCGCCUGCAGCAGCCUUUGCCUUAUAAGGCGGGGCCGGGCGGCGCCAGGGGAGUGGCUGUGGCUGCCCCUGCCCCUCCUGGCCCCGGCCAGCUGCUGAGACCCGCUACCCAGCGCAGCGCAGCGGAGCCACAGCGGAGCGGAGGAGCGCACACAGCAGGCCAUGGGCAAAUCAGCUUCCAAACAGUUUAAUAACGAGGUCCUGAAGGCCCACAACGAGUACCGAGCUCAGCACGGUGUCCCGCCACUGAAGCUCUGUAAGAAGCUCAACCAGGAAGCUCAGCAGUAUUCGGAAGCCCUGGCCAGCACAAGAAUUCUCAAACACAGCCCAGAGUCCAGUCGUGGCCAGUGUGGGGAGAACCUUGCAUGGGCAUCCUACGAUCAGACAGGAAAGGAAGUGGCUGACAGGUGGUACAGUGAAAUCAAGAGCUACAACUUCCAGCAGCCCGGUUUCACCUCAGGGACCGGACACUUCACAGCCAUGGUGUGGAAGAAUACCAAGAAGAUAGGCGUGGGGAAGGCGUCUGCGAGUGACGGGUCCUCCUUUGUGGUGGCCAGAUACUUUCCAGCGGGGAAUAUUGUCAACCAGGGCUUCUUUGAAGAGAAUGUCCCCCCUCCAAAGAAGUAACUAACACCACCAAACAUAAUGAGAUGGAGACGCAUUUACGAAGUGCCUGUUGAACCACAAAAAGCCAGGAAGUGUCUGUCCCUGGGGUGUAUGUACUUCUGUGUUUACCUGUGAGCAUCUCCUGUGACAGCUGCACUUGAGCUCAUUCUGAUUAAAGGAGGGGCAUCCGAAA
This is a messenger RNA of Rattus rattus (black rat), 967 nucleotides long. It is a transcript of the gene Glipr2, whose product is annotated as GLI pathogenesis related 2. The record is from RefSeq and is a predicted model, not a curated record. The transcript is spliced from 5 exons. Gene Ontology annotation, cellular component: extracellular region. Bases 331 to 795 code for a protein of 154 amino acids. NCBI's taxonomy places the organism in Eukaryota, Metazoa, Chordata, Mammalia, Rodentia, Muridae.